GCAGCCGCCAUGACCCGCUCCAUGUCCCCGCUGUGCGUCCUGGGGUUCCUCGCCCUCUCCUCCGCCUGCUACAUCCAGAACUGCCCCCGGGGGGGGAAGCGGGCGCUGCCGGACACUGGCAUCAGACAGUGCAUGCCCUGUGGCCCCGGAGACAGGGGCCGCUGCUUCGGCCCAAGCAUCUGCUGCGGGGAGGGUCUGGGCUGCCUGCUGGGCUCCCCAGAGACAGCUCACUGUGUGGAGGAGAACUACCUGCUCACCCCCUGCCACGCAGGAGGGAGACCCUGUGGAUCUGAGGGAGGACGCUGUGCGGCAUCAGGACUCUGCUGUGAUGCAGAGAGCUGUGCGGUUGACUCUGACUGCCUGGCGGAGAUGGAGGCCUCAGAUCCAGGCCACGGCUCACCUGCAGAGCUGCUGCUCCGCCUGCUGCAUGUGACGGCCAGAGGACAGACCGAGUACUGA
Molecule: messenger RNA, 459 nt
Organism: Limanda limanda (common dab)
Lineage: Eukaryota; Metazoa; Chordata; Actinopteri; Pleuronectiformes; Pleuronectidae
Gene: avp
Product: arginine vasopressin
Exons: 3
Coding region: 10-459 (149 amino acids)
Cellular component (GO): extracellular region; secretory granule
Molecular function (GO): neurohypophyseal hormone activity
Source: RefSeq, a predicted model, not a curated record